Messenger RNA from Formica exsecta, 1793 nucleotides. RefSeq names its product facilitated trehalose transporter Tret1-like. The coding region runs from base 200 to 1696 and encodes 498 amino acids. Gene Ontology annotation, cellular component: membrane. The record is from RefSeq and is a predicted model, not a curated record. Gene Ontology annotation, biological process: transmembrane transport. The transcript has 6 exons. NCBI's taxonomy places the organism in Eukaryota, Metazoa, Arthropoda, Insecta, Hymenoptera, Formicidae. Gene Ontology annotation, molecular function: transmembrane transporter activity.
GGCGUUUGACAAACAAUACAGUUUGACAAAACAUCCGCUCGCAUUAAACGCGAAAUCGAUAUGUUCAUAUUGAACUCGCCUGUGUGGUCAGUCAUGCAACUGAAUUCUCUCGAAUCGACUUAUAUCAGGAGUUGACAGUUGACAGUUGGAGAACUACGACAGCGCUUAGAUAGCAUCGCUCAUCACGCCAAUUACGAAAAUGACAUCGACAUUAGUUUCCGAAGUCACUGACGGUAAUAGAAUCCACCUUUGGAAUCAGCGAAUUGCUGCUUUUAUAGGUAAAUGUGGACAAUAUUACUUUUAUGUACACAGCAAAUUAGUAAUCCUUUUGUUUGAAAAUUUAGCCUCUCUCGGCGGUUUCGCUCUCGGUGUCACACUCGGUUGGAAUUCUAGUACAGGAGAGGUCCUUCGAAAUAUCUUGAACGCUAAUAAUAUCGAGAUUGGCCUUAUCGGUAGUAUCUUGAACGCCGGUGCCUGCAUCGGUGUAAUAUUCGUGCCUUUCUUUAUAAAAUACCUCAGCCGUACCACAAUCAUAUUCUUGACUAUACCAGGAUUUAUCGUCGGGUGGGCGUUUAUCUGCUUCGCCGGCCAGAAAAUUUUACUUCUUAUAAUUGGUCGGUUCAUAUGUGGUAUGAGCGGUGGAGCGUUCUGCAUUCUGACUCCGAUUUAUAUCGCGGAAAUAGCAGAUAAAGAUUUGCGAGAACAACUUCUUAUGUAUUUCCAUCUCUUGAUCAACUGCGGAAUUAUGUAUGCUUUUGUGGUCGCCCAUAUCUUAGAUGAGCGCGAUACUAUAUGGAGAUAUAGCUUAAUCUGCGCUGUGACGUGCCUCGCGAUUGCAUUAAUAAAUCUAGUGCCUGAGAGUCCUCUUUAUUAUCUCACGAAGAACAACGAAAUUAAGGCCAGAGAUUGUCUAAAAUGGUACCGUGGCCAAGCUUGUGAAGAUGAUAUCGAAAUGGAAGAAUUAAAAUAUCUCGCUGUUGCAUGCCACUCAAAAAAGAGCCCAAUGAGUGUCUUAAAAAACCGAUAUAUUAUAAGUUGUUUUUUCACAUGCUUCUUCGCAUUCUUGGCCCAGCAAUUGAGCGGCGUUAAUACUAUGAUCUUUUACGCAUUGACGCUUUUCAACGUCGGCGGAUCGGGCAAUUUAACUGCAAGCGAACAGACCAUCGUUAUUGGUGGCAUACAAAUACUAUCUUGCUUCCUAGCUACGGGCCUCAUAAACAUAGUCGGACGUCGAAUAUUACUAAUUGUAUCCUCGACGCUUAUGGGACUGUUCUUGAUACUGUUAGGAUGGUUUUAUGCAUUGAGGGAGCAGGAUCCAGAGUACGACGAUAUCUACUUCUGGAUGCCGCCGACUUGGACAGCCCUUUUUUUCGCCGCUUUUAAUAUCGGUAUCGGCCCGAUAUCGUGGGCGUUGCUCGGCGAUAUCUUUCCGAUGCAAAUAAGGGAGACCGCCGUUGCAUGUGCAGCCACUUUCAACUGGCUGCUAUGUUUAAUAGCAACGAUGACCUUUGGAGAAAUGUUGGAUGUUCUUGGUGUUACAAAGACCAUGUGGCUCUUUGCUGGCUUUUGCUGGCUAGCAGGAAUCCUUUGCGCCCUUCUUGUAAAGGAUACUCGCGGUCACAGUUUGGCUAAAAUACAAAAGAGCUUUGGCAUCGACAAUAGACAAGAAGAAACAGAUAGUGAAGAGCGGACCUGAAAUAUUGGAUAAAAUACAGAAACACAGAGAUGUGAAUUAUCUGCCAAUUCUGAAGAAAAGUUUGCCAGAAAAUAAAUAUUUUAUAAUACGCAACAAG